GUCCCUCCAUUUUGGUUUGUUUUAAAAGUUCGUUAGAAGUUUACGUUUAUUGUAACAGUUUUCAAAGUUUUUAUUUAUAAUUAACACAAUUGUGGCUAGUAAACUAAGCCAUAAUGUCGAAUAAAAUUGGCGUUAACGUGGAUGAUUUCUUAAAGAUAGAAAAGAUAGGCGAGGGAACGUAUGGGGUGGUAUACAAGGGUAAGAACAAGAAGACCGGUGAGCUUGUUGCAAUGAAGAAAAUCAGAUUGGAAUCUGAAGACGAAGGCAUACCGUCUACCGCAAUAAGAGAGAUCUCGUUACUGAAAGAACUGCGUCAUCCACAUAUCGUAUCGCUGGAGGAUGUCAUGAUGGAGGAGAACAGAUUGUACUUAAUAUUUGAAUUCCUUUCGAUGGAUCUGAAAAAGUAUUUAGACAAAAUAGAACAGGGUAAGGUCAUGGACCCCAGGCUCGUCAAGAGCUAUCUCUACCAAAUCAACGAAGCAAUACUAUUCUGCCAUCAACGCAGAGUUCUGCACAGGGACUUGAAGCCGCAGAAUUUGCUCAUCACCAGAGACGGAGUUAUUAAGGUCGCCGAUUUUGGUUUGGGGCGUGCGUUUGGUGUCCCCGUCAGAGUCUACACUCACGAAGUGGUGACUUUGUGGUACAGGGCCCCGGAAGUGCUCUUGGGCUCGGCGAGGUACUCUUGCCCCAUCGAUAUCUGGUCGUUGGGGUGUAUUUUCGCGGAAAUGGCCACCAAACGGCCGUUGUUCCAGGGCGACUCCGAAAUCGAUCAACUAUUUAGAAUAUUUAGGGUUUUGAAGACGCCGAACGAGGAAAUAUGGCCAGGCGUAUCGUCUCUCCCGGAUUACAAAGCGACUUUCCCGAACUGGACCAAUUACAACCUGGCGGGGCAGAUAAAACAUUUGAACGAAGACGGCGUCGAUCUGCUGAAGCACAUGUUGAUCUACAAUCCCGCAAAACGUAUCUCCGCCAAGCGUAUCGCUUCUCAUCCCUAUUUUAACGACGUCGAUUUGACGUUCAAGCCCGUGAUCCGCGACGAGCAGAAAUCGUCGCGUUCCGAUGAGCUCUAGUGAUAUUCACCGAGGCGCGUUCGAGAUUGUAUAUUUAUUUCGCUAAGAUUUAAGUUUGUUACGAGGGAUCAAUCGGUUAUUUUUAUAUACUUCAUAUAUUUCGGACUGUCUAUAUUAGUCAGUAUAUUUAUUUCUACCUUUUGAUUUCUAUCUUGUAUUUUUUAAUUUAGAUUUUCAUAUUUUUGU
This is a messenger RNA of Anoplophora glabripennis (Asian longhorned beetle), 1256 nucleotides long. It is a transcript of the gene Cdk1, whose product is annotated as cyclin-dependent kinase 1. Gene Ontology annotation, biological process: G2/M transition of mitotic cell cycle; protein phosphorylation; mitotic G2 DNA damage checkpoint signaling. The transcript has 6 exons. Gene Ontology annotation, cellular component: nucleus. Lineage: Eukaryota; Metazoa; Arthropoda; Insecta; Coleoptera; Cerambycidae. The coding region runs from base 114 to 1070 and encodes 318 amino acids. The record is from RefSeq and is a predicted model, not a curated record. Gene Ontology annotation, molecular function: ATP binding; cyclin-dependent protein serine/threonine kinase activity; RNA polymerase II CTD heptapeptide repeat kinase activity.